CGACAAUGGAAUAACAAACUUUUUACAUAUUCAUAUAUUAAUAGCAUGUAACGAUGACCAUGUCUUAUGCAAAGAUCCACAUCAAGGUGUUUGGUAAUGAUUUAUAUUAAUGCCCCGUAAAGCCACAAAGAUAGAGAAGUCUCCCCUGCUAUUUGUGGAGCGGCCUUUGUGUGGAGCCAGACUCCAAAAUGUGCCCGAAGUCAGAGCAGCACUCAACCCCAAAGAAUUUUUCACAGAGACACAAGCACACAACAGCCCAGCUCUCUGUUCCUGGGUAAGCCCACAAUUUGACAGUUCAGUUGUAGCUGCACCUCCAUUGAGACGAGGGAGGAGAAAAUGCCAGUCUGCCACAAGCAUCCUUGACGGUUGCAGUCAGCUGUCCAGGAAAAACAGUGUGUGCAAAUUCCCCUCAUUAUCGUUUCAGACAAGGUCAAGAGACCAGUCUCAUCAACCAAAGGGUAAACGCACAAAGAAGGCUGCAGAGUCUACUGUUGUGUCUCAUGCAGGAAAUCAACCACGGGGAUCAUGCCAAAUCAAAAAGACAGUUUCAAGUGCACAGUACUUAGACACACCAAAGAGACAGUCAACCUCAAUCAGAAGAAGGAGUGUGGAGAGAUUUUCUGAUGGUGCUACAUCCUCCAGCAGAUGUUUGGAUCAACCUAAAACUUGCUCUCUUCAGGGGAAGAGAUGCAGACUUCCAGCAGACAGUGCUUCAACACCUGCCUCCAGUGAAUUCAGGCCCUCUGAGUUCAGCAGUGUUGGCCCACCACCUGAUGUGGACACUCCAAAAGUUAUACAAGAAGGGAGUAGUUGUGUCCCCUCCCCCAUUAUGCACCUGCUACUCGCUGAGCCAUGUACACCACCAUGUAAUCAGCCACCUGACAUUUUAGUGGCUGACACACCAGAGAGGGAUUAUGGGUUGAAGGUGACAUGGAGGAGGAGAAUGGGACUGAUGUUGCUGUUAAAAGACAGGGGCCAUCUCUCUGAUUCAGAUGUGUUAAUUCAGAGUUGAUGUUGAGGUUUGGUGAAAAGUUGAUUAGACAAACGAUGCAGACAGAAGAAACACUUAUUAAGUAUUAGAUCAUUUCUGUAAUCAGAAUUCUUCAUAUGAACUAUUUUUUUUUUAAUUGCAUGGAGCUUCGGCAUUCUAAAAUGAUUCAUCACAUUUCAGUUCAGUAGCUGUUUAUUUAUUUUUAGUUUGAAUGAACCUCCUAAUGAUAAGUCAAGGAUGUAAUGAAAUGACUCACUCACUUUAUCUGCACAGCCCUGGUAGUUUGGAUCAAAUCAAAUACUAAAUAAAUCAAAAUUGCUGUUUGAUUGCAGCAAUGUCCAAGAGGCAAGCCUUUUUUUCAUAAGUGAGAAUAUGUUUAGAUGGAUAACAGUUAUACUGUGCUCUUACAGAAUAUGUUGGAAAUCAGAUGCAAUCCUUUUAUUCAAAUCCAAACCUGGCCUAUCUAGCAAUACAAGCCUAUUCCUUGCUAUUUUUAUGCCUCUGAAAUUAAGUAAUGAUAUAUGGGGAAAGCAUUUGUCUUCCUGGGCUGUAAAUGAUAUCACAUUCCCAAAAUCAAGCUAACUCUAUAUAUAAUUUUAUCACUGACAUGAAAUAUUAUGCUUGUUUAAUAAAAACCAAGGGUGCUGCAGAAGGAUCAUUUGAACACUGUUUUUGGUGAUUGUGAGCAAUACUGUGUUACUUAGACAUAUCUUGUAUUUUGCAAAAGAGAUGUUGAAUAAAUAUAUACGUGCAAAGAGAAAACUAAAUAAUCAGGAGGCAGCCAUUAUUUCUAGUAAGUAAAAACUAAACACAAUAACAAUAUA
Molecule: messenger RNA, 1815 nt
Organism: Seriola dumerili (greater amberjack)
Lineage: Eukaryota; Metazoa; Chordata; Actinopteri; Carangiformes; Carangidae
Gene: rhno1
Product: RAD9-HUS1-RAD1 interacting nuclear orphan 1
Exons: 3
Coding region: 110-1012 (300 amino acids)
Biological process (GO): cellular response to ionizing radiation; DNA damage checkpoint signaling; recombinational repair
Cellular component (GO): chromosome; nucleus
Source: RefSeq, a predicted model, not a curated record